Molecule: messenger RNA, 1031 nt
Organism: Motacilla alba alba
Lineage: Eukaryota; Metazoa; Chordata; Aves; Passeriformes; Motacillidae
Gene: GINS1
Product: GINS complex subunit 1
Exons: 7
Coding region: 65-652 (195 amino acids)
Biological process (GO): DNA strand elongation involved in mitotic DNA replication; DNA replication
Cellular component (GO): GINS complex
Source: RefSeq, a predicted model, not a curated record
GGUCCCGCCCUUGCCGCCAUUGGCUGGUGCGCGGGCGGGUUUCCCGCGCGCGCGGCCGGGCGCGAUGGCGGCGGAGCGGGGCCUGGAGCUGGUGCGGGAGCUGCACCGCGCCGCCGGCGGGCACCUCCCGCCCUUCCGGACGGAGGAGAUGCGGCAGGCGCUGGAGGAGAUGCGGGCGCUGUACGAGCGGAACCAGGCGGACGUGUCCGAAGCGAAGGCGGGACGGACGGACCUGAUUUUCCUCAUCCGGUUCCGGCACUGCUGCCUGCUCCGGAACCAGCGCUGCCUCCUGGCCUACCUGUAUGACCGGUUGCUACGGAUCCGAGCACUGAGGUGGGAGUAUGGCAGCGUUCUGCCCAACACCAUCCAGUUCCACAUGUCAGCUGAGGAAGUGGAGUGGUUCAAUCGGUACAAAAAGUCUCUGGCUACCUACAUGAAGUCAGUGGGAGGAGAGGAGGGGCUGGACCUCACACAGGACAUCAAACCUCCUAAAAGCCUGUACAUUGAAGUGCGGUGUUUAAGAGACCAUGGGGAGUUUGAGAUCGAUGACGGCACUACCAUCCUGUUGAAGAAGAACAGCCAGCACUUUUUACCCCGCUGGAAAUGUGAACAGUUGAUCAGACAAGGAAUCCUGGAGCACGUUCUGUCCUAAGUGUGCAAGACAGGAGGGACAGCUCUUGCUUGGUGAGCCGCCCACAAUGGGAACUGAGCUCUGGUGUGUGCAGGACUUCAGAGACCUCAGUAUUUCUGCACUGGCACCCUGCCACUCCUAAUAGCCUUUGAUGCCUUAAAACCACAGCUCUUCAUGAGCAAAGGGUGCAUGCUGGUAAUACAGCAAUCCUGGGAAUCCAGGAUAGUGGGGGGGCAUUAUCCAAGCCCCACAGCUACACCCAGGGUUUGUGAAUGCAUCUUUCUUUGGAGUAGUUCUUUGUUCACACUGUGCAUGUAAGACACCAACUGUCUGGGCUCUAGAAGCCAGGAAAACUCCAUGGUUGCAAAAUAAAGAACUCCUUCAGCCUCAGUCUCUUGGA